AUGCCACCAAGUGCUAAAGAAACAGAAUUCGCUCAGGACCAAGGAUUCCCUUCUGUCAACGGAUCCCGUCGUCGCCAACCCCCACCAAAGCUUAAGAAGCCCGUCCCUCACUACCGUCAUCUGGUCCGAUGGAGCAAGGACAAGACCCCCGAGUCGGUUGAGGAGCAGCAGAUGAACCAAGACCUCGUCAUACUUCGUCAUAUCAUGGACCUCUUCCUCAACUCACGCAUGGCUGAGGCGGAGGCUAUCCUUGCCAAGGGUGUUGUUCCUGUGGGCGAGGAACUUCCUAUUCCAGGAGCAGCAGGAGCAGGAGCAGGAGCAGCGACGACGACAACGGCUUCGGAGAAGGCUAAUGAGGCCACUGCUAACAGUAACAACAACAACAAGGGUGAUGAUGCUUCGAGUGUCACCUCUUCCUCCGCUCCUUCGACUGCACCAUCUUCCGCCAACAAGGAUGAGAAAAGUGAGAAAAAGUCCGCCUCGCAGUCUUCCUCUACAGGCUCGUCCAAGAAAGGAGGAUCCAAGGAGGUUCGGUCGAUGUACUUUGAGCUGGCUAAGGGUAUCAUCCAAGGCCUUAGAGCCCUGGUCACAUUUGACCCGUUCGAGAUUGAGGCGGGUAUGAAGGCGUUUGAGAUGGCGAUCAAGACGGCGGACAAGCAACGGAAGGGAUCAAUGCUCGGCUUGGGCUCUGUCAAGGCUGUAGGAUCGUUUGUUGUUGGUACUAUUGGUGCCGGUUCCUUCAAGGGCAUGACCCGAGUCCAGAAGCACGCCGAACUUAUCUAUGCAGAGUCGACGAUUCUGCGUUCGUUGCUGAGUGUCCUCUACCAUCUCGAUGUCUGGAUGGUUGUUGAGGAGUGCAUCAACCUCCGUCAUGCCUUCACCAUCAUCCAGGGCUUGAAGUCGUUCAUGGAUUCUGCAGAGUCGGACCUCAAGAAUGGCAAGAGCAUUGACCACUACCAGAUCGACGAGCACCUCGUCUCUGGAGUCACUCUCUCCUACUCGCUCUACAACAUCAUCAUCUCUUUCUUGCCUGACAUUCUCGUCAAGAUGCUUCAGUUCAUUGGUUUCCCCUCGGAUCGUGAUUGGGGUAUGGCUUUGCUCUCUGCCUGUGGAGACUGGGAUCCUAUGGCCCCUCCAGAGACGGCCAAGGAGCAUGCCGAGCGUCUGGCCUCGUCUGCUAACGACGGUAUCCGUCGUCAGUUCUGUGACAUGGUCCCAAUUAUCUUCCAGGUCAUUGUGUCGUCCUUCAUCCCCAUGAACCAUAUCGACCUCAACUAUGCCCAGAUGAUCAACGACUACAACCUCGAGCGCUACCCGGACUCGCCAUUCUUCCUCUUCUUCAAGGGCCGUCAUCUCCAGGUGACCUCGCGUCUGGACGAGGCCGUGGCGACCUACAAAUCUGUUCAGGUCGAGGAGCCCCGCUGGCAUCAACUGGGUCACAUCUUUGUCUUUGAAGAGCUAAUGAUUGCGAUGAUGCAGAACGAUCACAACAAGGCCUGCGAGAACAGUCGUCAGCUCUUGAAGGAGUCCCGCUGGUCCAAGUGCUGCUUCCGUUACCUGACCGCCGUUACUGGGUAUGAGCGUGGAGACCAGGGCGAAAAGAAGAAGAUUGACAGUUUGAUGGAGAAGGUCGAGGGCGGGAUGCAGAAGGUCGCCGGCAUGAACCUGUUCUUUGAGAACUUUUGUGCACGCAAGUCCAAGAGGUACAUGAAGGAGGGUCACCUGCUUCUUCCCAGCUACGAUUUCAUGCUGUUGUGGAACACCUACGACAUGAUGCCGCCCAAGGUCCUCCAGAAGGCACUCGAGAACAUCUCGACAGAAGUCCGUCGACUCCAGGCCCUGCUCCCCGCCAAGAUGAAGGACCGUGAGAGUCAACCCCUAGCUGCCAAGGACCAAACCAUUGAGGCCUUUGCGGGCGGUAUGCUUGGUGGCAUGUUCUCGAACAAGAAUGCGAUCAUCAAGGACAGCAAGGUGGCCGACUACGAAAACUUUUACGACGACUACUGUCUGGCCUUCUUCCUCCAGGGUCUGGUUGCCUAUCACAUUGCAUUCUUCCCCGAGGAGACGUUCAACAGAGAGAUGUGCAACCUGGCGAACGAGUCGUUCGAGACGGUGUUCCGGUAUGCGCCCUUGAUGAAGGACGACACUUACACGUACUAUUUUGCGCAUUACUACAAGGCCAAGAUCUGGAUCCACCAGGGUCGUCUGGACGAUGCCCAGACUCGGUUCAAGUACCUGUUGGGAUUGUCGAACACAACGUUGAUUGGGUUGCCAGGUUUGGUGGGAGGCAAGGGCAAGAACAGUUUGGAGCUGUUUGUGUUGUUGAAGGUCCACAGUGGAUUGUUGGAUAUCGAGACUGCCCGUGCUGCUGCUGCUAGUGGAGGCGCGAGCUUACAUGGAUCGAGCAUCCGCUCUGACAGUAUUCGUUCCUCCAAGUAG
Linnemannia hyalina is the source of this 2439-nucleotide messenger RNA. Lineage: Eukaryota; Fungi; Mortierellomycota; Mortierellomycetes; Mortierellales; Mortierellaceae. The record is from the annotation of a GenBank genome assembly.